GUGGAAAUCUGUACUGAUUCGUUACCUAAAGGACUCGCGGCUGCGUUCCGGGGUUCAAGCGCUUCCCCGUUACUUUUAUUCCUGUGAAAAGAAAAAUGUCCACGGCGGGUGUGCUGUCCCCUGCCGCUGUGCCACCCGAUUACUAUGAGGAGGACGAGCUGGAAAGUGUGGAGGAAGAAGAUGACCGGAGCUUCAGGGGCAGGGAGUCUGAUGAAGAUACAGAAGAUGCCAGUGAGACGGACAUAGCAAAACAUGACAAUGUCGACUAUGUGGAAAUGAAAGAACAGAUGUAUCAAGACAAACUGGCUUCUCUGAAGAGACAACUACAGCAGCUUCAGGAAGGUACCCUACAAGAGUACCAGAAGCGACUGAAAAAGUUAGAUCAACAGUACAAAGAGAGACUACGAAAUGCUGAGCUUUUCCUGCAACUAGAGACUGAGCAGGUAGAAAGAAAUUACAUCAAGGAGAAGAAAGCAGCUGUUAAGGAAUUUGAAGAAAAGAAAAUUGAGUUAAAGGACAACUUAAUGGCAGAGCUUGACGAAAAGAAGAAAAUGAUUGAAAGCGAGAAAUUAACAAUGGAACUGACUGGAGAUUCCAUGGAAGUGAAGCCUAUUAUGACACGAAAAUUACGAAGAAGGCCGAAUGAUCCAGUGCCAAUUCCUGAUAAACGAAGGAAACCUGCUCCAGCCCAGCUAAAUUAUCUGCUGACAGAUGAACAAAUCAUGGAGGAUUUACGAAUCUUAAACAAGUUAAAAUCUCCCAAGAGACCUGUAUCUCCCUCAAGUCCAGAACAUCUUCCAAGCACACAGAAUGAAUCCCCUGUCCAACGAUUUGAAGCACGUAUAGAAGAUGGAAAGCUAUACUAUGAUAAGAGAUGGUACCAUAAGAGCCAAGCCAUAUAUCUGGAAUCUAAGGACAAUAACAAAAUGAGCUGUGUCAUCAGUUCUGUGGGAAAUAAUGAGAUAUGGGUAAGAAAGAGCAGUGACAGCACCAAAGUCAGAAUUUACCUGGGCCAGUUACAGAAGGGCCUGUUUGUGAUCAGGAGACGUUCCGCAGCAUGACAUACAGAACUCUUAAAGAGAGUGUUGAUCCCAACUAACUUCCAGUAUCACUGGCAAAUGGAUAUCAGUGAACAUUGAAGCAUUGGGGUUAAAAUUUGUCAUGGCAGUCCUUUGCUAGAAUCAUUUUUGGAUCAAUCUGGAUUUGAUGAGUACAUUUUUCAUGACUUUGAUUCAUUGGAUCUUCAAACAAUCCUUCCCCAGUGCUACACUGUCUUCAGUAAUCAUUGUGGCUUACCACUUCUAAAGCAACCAACAUACCUUCACCUCCAAGAUGAUAUGCAUUGAAAUUCUAACAGCUGCAAAAAUGGUGGCUGCCAUUAUUGGUGCAGUGUUGCAAGCUUAUUUACAGAGAGGGUCAGUCUGUACUUUUAGUUUUGAGUCAAAUGUUUAACUUUUACCUUUUAACAUGCUAUGCUUUUAAAGCGAACUGUUACAAAGGCCAAUAGUCCAAAAUGUGUUAAUAAUAAGAACAAAGUUCCUUUAUUUGCAAUGAUACCAGCUUUCUUUUAAUGCUAUGGCACACCAGCUGGUUUGACCUUUCUCAGGGUGAACCAAUAGUCCCCAAGAUUCAUUUAAAAAGGAACAAUAUCUCCAUUGGCCCUACGCGUUUCGUGCCCCCCAGGAAGUGGGUAUUUAUAGGAGAAAUUAUAUACCCAGUUCCUGGGAGGUAAAGAGAGCCCAUGAAACACGUAGUGUUUUUUUUUUUUUAAUGAAUCUACAAAAAUAUUAUAUUUUUAACUUAUUUUUGGCGGUGAGUGCCUGAUACCUCUUUUCGUUUGUUUCUGGUUUAUCUGCUCCCUAAGCCUGGAUCACCUGUUCUACAGGGUGACUAAUCAACAUAUUCUAGAACCUGUGCGCCCCCCCCACCCUUUUUUUUGUGGUUUAAUGUUUUUACCUAAAACUCUCUUCCCUGUGUGCUGUCAUCUUCCUCUUCAUAUGAAUGGGAAAUGUGCUGCUUAGAUGGUGAUGCUUUCAAACAGUCAUCAUAGGAAAAUUAUAUUUUUGUAGUUGCCUAAUGAUUCUCCCCUCCCAAGGAGAGACUUAUGACUGGCAUGAUUGUCCUGAGGACACUGUAGUUGCAAUGUAGGCUAUAUACUAUAACCACAUGUAAUGAGCACACACACAGAACUUAACAAGGUAUUGGCAUAAAGCUUAUGGAAAAACAAAUUACCAUUACAUUUCUUUUUUUAGACUAUACAAGCAUCGGUACUCUGCUGCAUCCAUUGUUUUAAAGGAAACGUCAGAUCUAUGUAGCAGACACAACCAGUCAUUGUCACUAAUACACAACCUCUCAGCUAAACUAUAAUCAUUUUCAUAUAGUAAAGCUAGAAUGAAAUUCCAGCAAUUUAUACAUAUCUGUCAGAUUUAUGGGAGCUUAUUUAUCAUUACAUGAAAAUGACUGUUCACCCCCUUGAUAAAUACACCCUUAGAAACCCCAUAGAAAUGAAUAUUUCACUCUAGUGUCACUCUUUGAUAAAUAUACCCCAAAAUAUCUCAGGAACACAAUGCAGACCUUUCUAUUUUUAAUUUUGCUCUCUUCUAGGAUACUUGGCUUUUAUAUAUUUCAAUGCAAAGCAAACUGCUUUAAUGAUUUUACUAGACUUUACUGAAAAUGCUGCAGAAUAGCCAUCCACGCUCUCCGUGUGUACUUACUAUAGCAGUGUUUGAGCUGCUAUCACAUGGUUGGACAUUGCCAAGUGUUGCACCAUUCAUCAUUUGAAACACUGCCGUAGAGUUCCAGCUAAAUUGGCCUUAUUCCCACUGCACCCUUUAUUUGAAAGCAGAGGAUUUCUUUGAUUCAGUAUUUGUGGAAAGUCAUUCAUGCUAAUGACUGGUCUUAGUCUUUAAAUAUGAGACCCAAAACAAUUGUCAAUUGUGAGAAACUCCAUUUAUGUGGCUUUGUAUGAGUAAUUAUAUAUUUUUAGUGUAUUUCCCAGAGUUACAAUUAACUGCAAAUUUGAAAAAUGAAAUAUACAUAUUGAGUUAUUUAAUGCCAUCUACCUGGAGCCUAUCCGUGUACCUGUUCUUUGAGGCUAGUCAUACAAGGAGCAAAAUGGGGCUACAGUUAAUCUGUGGGAUUAUUUGGAGCCUGAGUCCAUUGAGUUUUUUGUUUAUUAGGAGUAGAAUCAGUGUGUCCAGGAUGAUCACAAAGAAAACAGCCCUGGCAGCAUAGAUUAGAUUAACAGAGAAUGCUGUGACAUAUUGGCCGGUCUGGUUAAUUGAAGGAUCCAAGGAUUGCAGGUAGGAGUACUUGAUUGCUUUAUGUAUUAGCCCCUGUAUGCAAGUGCUCCACCCUGCAACACUGGAGUCACUCUGCAUCAUGUAGGAUAAACUGGUGGCUGCUUCAGAAAUUCAUCCACUUGCCCACUGCUUCACAAAAAUCGCUAAAUGAGGUGGUGCAAUGAAUGCUUUCUCUUGGAAAUGGUUGUCUGUCUUUUUCAUAAUGCACUCUAAUUUAAUAAACAAAGGCUCUGACCAUUUUUGUUCAUUUUUUGUGUGUAAGAAAUAACUGGCAUCAACAACAAUUAUUUUUAAAUUCUUUGUAUUAAUAAAGUUGACAUUCCAUUGU
Molecule: messenger RNA, 3630 nt
Organism: Xenopus laevis (African clawed frog)
Lineage: Eukaryota; Metazoa; Chordata; Amphibia; Anura; Pipidae
Gene: suds3.S
Product: SDS3 homolog, SIN3A corepressor complex component S homeolog
Cellular component (GO): nucleoplasm; nucleus
Source: RefSeq, marked provisional